ACAUGGCGCCUCGUUGAAGGGGUCUUCUGCUCGGUCUCAGAGUCUGAAUCGCUGGCGUAGUUGACGAGGACAUUCAUGGCCAGUGCAGAUCAAGGUCGUUCGAGAACUGUUCCUCGAAUGGCGUAAAAGAACGCAAGUCCGUUUGUGCUUCUGCAAGUGAUUUUCCUGAGAGUGUUGAUCAAGAAGAGACCAGGGGGGGAAGAGUAAAGAAAAGAAGGUUUGCAUUCAUGACAGCCAGUCACAACCAACGUGCAUGGGAGGAGCAUGCAACCUUGGGAGUACCCCAUUCUAUUCCCCCUUCGCCCCAUUACCUUCUACUAGAACAGGCCAGGAAACAAGUACUCGCCAUGUUUGGCACCGGUCUGGACGCACAGGAAUUGAUCGCUCUCAUCGAACGUGACCUUCACUUGCAUGUCGCCUUCCCUUGCUUCCCACUCGAGUCUCCCCUGGGCCACACCGCCUGCUGUGUGGUGCAAAAAGCAUGGCUCGAUCAAUUACACAACGGAACUGCAACGAGUCUUUAUGAGAGCGCGUCGCCUAGCAGAAGUGGCUCAGCUUCAAGCACGACAGUAGGGAGCGCAGGCGCAGCUGGAACAGCAACUUCAGGAGGAGAGGUUAAUGUCUUUAUUAAUGUGAUCUCAAAGACGAAGCCAUUGCAGCAGGACAAUUGGACGAGAGCUCGUGUGUUUGAACCUGCAAAAGGAAAGGCCCUCUCAAAUUCGGCUCAACCAGUCCAAAAAUCGUAUACGACGCUGACCUCAAUAUCGACAAAUGAUGACUGGAAUCUUACUGGAGAGGCGUAUCUGAGGGAACUAUUGACCAUGGAUGUAAACACCGCGUUCAAGACCGAACCCCCAAGUGCAGAGAUUCAUCCCGACUAUAGCACAUUUCGACCGAUACUUGAAAGCGAAGAUAAUGAAGAGAACACAGAACUAACCCUUCAGAACGACGGCAUCAGGAUGGGCGCGCGGAAUCGCAACAGAAAACUCAUAGAACAUGUUUUGGACACCCUAUACCCCACCACUCUACGAUACAGGGUGGUGCACCCAUCUGAGGACGAUAGCUGCAGCGCUUCAAGAUUGGUUCCAAUGGAGAGGAGUGUGGGCAGCAUGGCUCAGCCAAUACCGGCAAACAUUGCAGCAGCAACAGUCAUCAUCGAGUCCGACGAUGCACAUUACUGUCUUUCGCCGCACCGUUCAGGAGGAGCAACCGGACUAACGACGUUGCAAGACCUACUGCGGUUUAAUCCUGGCAACCUCAAUACGUCGCUUAAAAAGGGAUUUUUAGUGUUCCAGCUAUUGACGGCGGUCAAAGGACUGCAUCAAAAGGGACUCAUUCACGGCAGCCUGAGGCCUUCAAAUAUCUAUAUCGAUGAGAACUUGUGGAUCAAACUGACGGGAAUCAAGUGCUCUGCGCCCUACCAGAACACCUCCGAGGCAAGGGAUGCACGUGAGGGAGACUUGAGGGAAUCAUUAGGUUGGAGGUUACCAAAAGAAAUUCAAGAAGAGUCGACUGUCAUGAAAUGGGCCAAGGGCGAGAUAUCCAAUUUCACAUAUUUGAUGAUCCUUAACCACGCGGCAGGCCGCAGGCCAGGUGACCCUAACGUUCAUCCCAUCUUUCCUUGGGUUACCGACUUUACUGGAUCGAAAUUGGAACAUGGCUGGAGAGACUUUACGAAGACCAAGUUCCGACUCAACAAGGGCGACGAGCAGUUGGAUGUGACUUUCGACGGGCCUAUUCCGCACCAUAUUACUGAUAUUUUGUCCGACAUCACCUACUACGUCUACAUGGCUCGCCAGAUCCCUAUCCCGGUCCUAUGCCAGUUCGUAAGGUCUAAAUACGAAGCAAACGAAUAUCCCUCGUCCAUACAGAGGCUGUAUGAGUGGACCCCUGACGAAUGCAUUCCUGAAUUCUACACGGAUCCCAACAUUUUUAAAUCGAUCCAUGCAGAUAUGCCCGACAUGGCCCUGCCUGCAUGGGCCAAGACGCCAGAGGACUUCAUCUGCGCUCACCGCGAGGCACUGGAGAGCGACUACGUUUCGAAGUAUUUGCACGAGUGGAUCAACUUGACGUUUGGGUGCAAACUAUCUGGUCCAAGGGCGAUAGAAGCCAAGAACGUUGCCUUAUCUUUAUUCCCAGGACAAAACGCGUUCAUGAAGCAUGGGAUCAUUCAACUAUUCACUGAUCCUCACCCACAGCGUAUAUGCAAUUGGUCGCUUUCCAAAGCUGAUUUUUUUAAACCCCUGGAUAGAAACCAGACAGCACUUGAGAAGGCGUCUAAGAUCAUCAAACGGAGAAGUGCAUAUCGACCGCAGAACGAUCGUCCUCAGUUUGUGGACAAGGUGUCUGAUCUUUUAUUCCGACCAGCAGGACCAACCCGCUCAAAAUCACUGCGCCAGCAACCCGGAUCGAGACCGAUCUCCAUCGUGGUCAGCAACAACGCCCAUGAAAGAGAACCAUCCAGUUCAGGACAGACUAUUGUGUCUCCUCCGACAAACGGCCUCCUCUCUCCUAUCAACUCUAUCGCUCAGGAUACCAAUCUUGCUCUGGCCUCCACAAGGCCGGAAGCACUCAUCCAGUUCAUUCAGUCCGAAUCCAUUGAGCUUUCGAAGGAUCUGCAGGAGACGUUUACAGAGGAACUUGAGCAUUUUGAAAAGUCGUUUCAAUUCGGAUCAAAAUAUAACUUCAUGAACGGAAACCCAGCUCGCGCACAAAUCCUGUCCGACACGCCAGCGCUGGAGACGAACAAUUCCGAUAUUAGGGAGGAGGACUCAUUCGAAUACAUGCAGAGCUGGGACGUAUACUGCCUAGGAGAAGUGUUCAAGCAGAUCUAUCUGGCGGAGGAAAUCCCGAACAACAGCAUCGCUAUGGCCUCGAGGCCAGAAUUAUCUAUCAUGGAUCUUACAAAGUCACAGCAGAUGCCCGUUGCCGUCAGCGGAACAAUAUCGGCCAUGCUCAGCAGCAACUGGAGAUUGAGACCUAAAAUCGAGAGUAUUCUUCAGAAAUCAAUACCCGCACUCUCGUUCAACUCUCCUACCAUCUCCAUGUUUGUUCCGACCCUGAUUGCAGAGAUUUACGAAUUCUUGGCAAUGUUCUAUAUCUGUCCCGAAAGCACUCAGAUGGACUUGGCGAACAAAUGGAUCGAUCGGAUAUGCACAUUCGAGGAUGAGACGUUUGAGAUUGCUUUACCCGUUUUUGUCCAUCUCUUUACGGACGAGGAGACAAGGGUGAGCGCACUCAGCCUAUUUCCGAAACUUGGGCAAAGGCUUGGAACAAAGCGAACAAAGGCCUUUUUGCUCAAACCGAUCAUUGCCUUGUUUGAGACUUCAAAACCCACUCUACCUCCGGAGCUGUUCAGGCCGUCUACGUUUACAGAGUUCUUGCGGCGAUUCAGCACAAGCACCUUCUUGAAGCAACUGUUUCCAUAUUAUCUUGACGCUCUUAUUGCAGACUACGGACCCGGUGACAUAGUAUCCGAUGACAAUUCAUCUGCAUCCUCGGCAGUGAUUUCCGAUAGCGCAGGGCCCUCUACAACGCCAACUAUCACGCCAGAAGAAGAAUCCGCUAGAAAACUUACCCACGAAAGCAUUCCAAAACUGGCCAAAGUUUCCAGUGAUGCCUUUGUCGGCAUUUGUCGAUCCAUUGGUCCAAUAUUGACCUCGAAGCAUGUUAUGAGGCCCUUUUCAAGACUGGCAUAUAAGGAUCCUGUCUCUUUGCCAUUGCUGAAGGAGACAAUGGGUGGAAUAGCACAGGAGUUUGGAUCAACAUUUGCCCUGGUGCAGUUCAGCCAUAUCAUGCACCUCAUUGACUCAGCCUGGAAGACCUUUACAUCGAGGACCAACAAUACUUUGAAGAAUCUGCUGGGGAUGCUUGGAUCUCUGGUCCCGCACAUGUACGAUACCCAGCUCGUGACAGAACUGAAAAAUGGCGGGUCAGACCUUUUAUACCGCUUGCUUGAGCUGAGUCCAAGUAGAACUACCACCCGAAACGAUUCACAGGCGAGUCCAAGGCUUGCCGUCAGCCGAAAGGCGAUGGAUUUGAUUCUACAGCUUAGUUUCUCUCUAACCAGAGCGGACUGGGAGAAGCAUGUAAGUGUUCACUACGGUAUGAGGACAGAUAUUCGAAUGAAGUAGUGGCGAGUAACGAUAUUGACUGCGGUAUUGCUUUGCAUAAUAUUAGAUUGCCCCUAUUCUUCAAAAGUACUUCUCAGGAUUCGGGCCCGAAAUCGAUGAGUUGAGUACUAAGGCAGCCACUGCCAUGGAUAUCAAGAAGAAUGAGCAGGUAGGU
Messenger RNA from Gamsiella multidivaricata, 4287 nucleotides. RefSeq lists its product as uncharacterized. NCBI's taxonomy places the organism in Eukaryota, Fungi, Mortierellomycota, Mortierellomycetes, Mortierellales, Mortierellaceae. Bases 228 to 4133 code for a protein of 1301 amino acids. The transcript is spliced from 11 exons. The record is from RefSeq and is a predicted model, not a curated record.